CUGCCGAGCUCUUCUCUUCUCUCAACCUCCCUCCUCCUUCUCAACCUCCUCUCUCUUCCGCUGCUCUUUUUGCUCUUUAUCCUCGCAUCCGACCCCGCGCACCCAUCAUGUCGGCUCCUCGCUCCCCCGCCGGCUCUGGGCGCGCCUCCUCCGCCUCACGCCCUGUCUCCCCGUCAAAACCCGGGCUCGGCAUUCUGCGUGCCCAGGCCUACACCCCGCCCGUCUCAAGAGAGCCUCCAGUCGUUCUCGGUGUCUGCGCCAUGGACGUCAAAGCCCGCUCCAAAGCUAUGCGCGAGAUCCUUACCCGCCUCAACCAGAUUCAGGCGGGCGGUGUCGAGGUCAAGAUCUUUGGUGACGUCGUGAUUCUUGAUGAAGAUAUCGAGCACUGGCCGCAAUGCGACGUGCUCAUCUCCUUUUUCUCGACCGACUUCCCCCUCCCCAAGGCGCUUGCGUACACGCAGAUCGCGACACGCACGCCGCCGAUCAGCAUCAACUCGCUUGCCAUGCAGAGCCUUCUCUGGGACCGGCGUCUGGUGCUGGCGAUCCUCGAUCACGUUGGCGUGCCGACUCCCAACCGAGCGGAGGUGAACCGCGACGGCGGACCCCGCGUGCCCAGAUUCCUCCGUCAGAGAGCGCGCCGCGAUCUAGGCCUCGUUCUGCCAGGCCACAAGGCCAGAGACGAGGACUCUUGGGAGCCCGUCGUUGUUCCGGAUCGUUGGAAGAACAAGCGGACGAAGGACACCGUGCCCCGCGCACGCGAGGUCAUACUGCGCGCCGAUGGCGAUGCCAUCAUCGUCGACGGCCAGGUCAUCGAAAAGCCGUUCGUAGAGAAGCCCGUCAACGGCGAGGAUCACAACGUGUACAUCUACUACAAGGGUGGAGGCGGGCGCAGGCUUUUCCGCAAGGUCGGUAACAAGUCGAGCGAAUACGACCCCGAGCUUUAUCACCCGCGCACGGUCGGCUCGUACAUUUACGAGGAGUUUAUCAACGUCGACAACGCCGAGGACGUCAAAGUGUACACUGUCGGACCGCACUUUUCGCAUGCCGAGACGCGCAAAUCGCCUGUUGUUGACGGUUUGGUGCAGCGCAAUGCCGAUGGCAAGGAAACCCGCUUCAUCACCAAGCUCUCAGAGAGAGAGGAGGAGUAUGCGCGCGACAUUGUUGAGGCGUUCGGGCAGCGUGUCUGCGGCUUCGACCUGCUGCGGUGCGGGCCGCGAAGCAUGGUUAUCGACGUCAACGGCUGGUCCUUCGUAAAGGGCAACCAGGCGUACUACGACAAGGCCGCCGAGAUUCUCUCCGACGUGUGCGACAAGGCGCGCGACCGCAAGCUUGCUGAGCUUGCCGCCGCCAAGCCUGACGCUGCCCUCAUGCCCCCGCCCGCUGAGGCGUCGACGAGCACCCUUCGGGCGACCGUCACGGUCCUUCGCCACGCUGACCGCACCCCGAAGAUGAAGAUCAAGUUCACCUUCCCUGCGCACGAAAAAUGGGCCCAGCCAUUCCUCGCUUUGCUCCGCGGUCACCGCGAGGAGAUCAUUCUCCGUGACCCUCGCCAGCUGAAUUACAUCCUACUCGCCGCCGACGAAGCCGCUCUAGUGCCCGGGAUCGCACCCGAGAUCAUCACCAAGCUUGAGGCGCUCAAGGAGGCACUCAAUAAGAAGAUGUUCAUGCCCGGCACCAAGGCGCAGCUCAAGCCAUCAUUUGCCAAGAAGAAGGGCGCGGACGGCGAGGCCAAGAAGGAGAAGAAGGACAAGGGCGGCGGCUCCGAUGACGAAGGCGAGCUCGAUGAGACGGAGCGCAAGAAGAGAGUGGACGACUGGCUCAAGCGUGGCAGCCUGGGCAACGUCCCCGCCGGCCAGUCUGCGUUGUCGACACUCCGGUCCUCGACACCGCCUGCUGUGGCCCCGGGCGCUCCUAUUCCUGCUACGCCUGAUAUGCUGGCUGUCCUCAGUGGCAAUACAAAGCACUACGGCAUUCCGGAGGGUCUUGAGAAGAUGCAGCUCGUCGUCAAGUGGGGCGGUGAGAGCACCCACGCGGCCCGGUACCAGGCCCGCGAUCUCGGCGACCAGUUCAAGAAAGACAUUAUGAUAAUGAACAAGGACGUGCUCAACAACGUCAAAAUCUACACGUCGUCUGAGCGGCGUGUCAUCAACACGGCGCAAAUAUUUGCGCAUGCUCUUCUCGGCGUCGAGGGUGGAUCAGCGGGAUCGUCCGUGACCUCACGCACGGGCGCCGUCGUACCGGAGCCUUCCGGGCCCGUUAUCUCUCACCUCGUGCAACGCCGCGACCUGCUUGAUGACAACAAUGCUGGCAAGGAGAUGAUGAACGACGCGAAGAAGAAGCUGAAGAUGCUCCUUCGCUCAGGCGAAACGGAGAAGCGCUCAGACCUCGCGUGGCCCAAGGGCAUGAAGGAGCCCGUCGAGGUCGUGAAGGAAGUUGUCACCCAACUGACCGAGCUCCGCGCCAUCAUGAGAGCCAACUACGAGAACGGCAACGUCGAGAAGAUCCCACAACAGCGCUGGUGCUCUGGCGACUCGCCCUGGCUGUUCCGCGAGCGAUGGGAGAAGAUCUUCGACGACUGGGUCGGCGUCAAGCAGGAGAAGUUUGACCCAUCCCGCGUAUCGGAGCUGUACGACUCGAUCAAGUACGACUCGUUGCACAACCGCAAUUUCCUCUUUGCCGUGUUUGACCCUAAGGGCAAGGGGCUCGCGUCGCGUGCUGGAGCCGAGCAUCAGGAUCGGCGACUGCACGAGCUGUACGCACGCGCCAAGGUGCUCUUUGACCUGGUGGCGCCGCAGGAGUACGGCUUUGAUGCCGAGGCCAAGGAGGAGAUUGGUGUUCUGACCUCGCUUCCUCUAUUGCGCAAGGUCUGGGGCGAUCUUGAAGAGGCCAAGACGACUGGCAAGAGCCUCGCCUGCUUCUACUUCACCAAGGAGAGUCACAUCACGACCUUUGUGCAUCUGCUGCUCGCGAGCGGGAUGCCGUUCACGAAUGUGCGCAUCCCCGAGCUCGACUACUGCUCGCAUGUCACCAUCGAGCUGUGGGAGAAGAGCACGCCACGGAACGGGCAGGCAGUCAAGGACUUCUCUAUCCGCCUGUCGAUUAGCGAGGGAGCGCACUCUCCCGCGGUCUUGGACAGCAAUGUCGAUGCUCGCCAUUCCCUCACCGUACAGCCGCGCAAGAAGCUGACGAUGCACGUCGACUGGGCUCUCGCUGAGAAGUGUCUCUCCAAGCACUUUGACAAGGGACUUACCUUUUCAACAACACCACUUGAGGGUGACGAGGUGUACCUCCAGAAGACAGUGCACGACGAGGCGGUGCUUCCACUGUCGCUUUCACGAGGAGAGGACACGCCGCGAGGCCACAUGUCAUCAGCGAGCUCGUUCCGGAGUGCGGCUAGUGACGCAGGGUGGAGCUAGCUCUUGGCGAGUCGGCGACGCGUAUAGUGACUGUAGAUGCGUGCCUGGGGUUUGGUUUCAGAUCUGGAAUGCAAGUGAAUUGUUUAUGGUUC
This is a messenger RNA of Cutaneotrichosporon oleaginosum, 3508 nucleotides long. RefSeq lists its product as uncharacterized. Gene Ontology annotation, biological process: inositol metabolic process; inositol phosphate biosynthetic process. Gene Ontology annotation, cellular component: cytosol. Gene Ontology annotation, molecular function: 5-diphosphoinositol pentakisphosphate 1-kinase activity; diphosphoinositol pentakisphosphate kinase activity; metal ion binding. The record is from RefSeq and is a predicted model, not a curated record. Lineage: Eukaryota; Fungi; Basidiomycota; Tremellomycetes; Trichosporonales; Trichosporonaceae.